This is a messenger RNA of Symbiodinium necroappetens, 1149 nucleotides long. The record is from the annotation of a GenBank genome assembly. Lineage: Eukaryota; Dinophyceae; Suessiales; Symbiodiniaceae.
GCCCUGAAGCAGUAUGUGCGGUCGACACUCGGCUUUCCCGUUUGCAUGCAGCAGCUCAUGCACGAUGGACGUCUGUUGGACGAUUCGUUCGAGCUAGCUGCAGCGAUGGAUUUGCAGCUGAUCCUGAUGCCUAUCAGCAGCUCCCAGCAUCAAAGGGAAGCGGAGAACGAGCUCGCCUUUGCUGCCUUACAUGGGAAUGUUGACGUGGUCCGAUUUCUGCUGGAAGCGGGCUGUCCACACAAAGCCAACCUUGCACUGCUGCGAGCAUCUGAAGAGGGCCAUGCAGAGAUCGCAGAACUGUUACUUCAAGCGGUCACUGUAAAAAAAGAGAAGGGCAGCUUUUGCAACGGAGCUCUCUUAGCAGCUUCUGACAGGGGCCAUGCAGAGAUUGUACGCUUGCUGCUGCAGUUUCGCGCUGACAGUGCUGUGACAGAUCACUUCCGCAGAACCCCUCUUUUCCGUGCAGCUGAGAAGGGCCACGUUGACGUGGUCCGCCUGCUGCUUGAAGCCGGAGUGAACGCGGAUGCAGAUGACAUUUGUUCCAGAACAGCUCUCGUUCAGGCAUCGGCACAGGGCCAGGUAGACGUCGUACAGUUGCUACUGGAAGUGGGUGCCCAUAAAGCGCGUGAGCUAUCCCUCCUUUGUGCGUCUGAGAACGGCCACGUUGACAUAGUUCGCCUGCUCUUGCAAGCUGGUGUCGACUAUGAUCAGAAAGACAAGUACUCCAAAACAGCCAUACUGCGUGCGGCUGAGAAUGGCCACAAGCAGACUGUGGCUUUGCUGCUGGAAGCUGGCGCCAACAGUUCGGGAAGCAUUGAUUGUGCAGCGAGACACGGGCACUUUGAUAUUGUGCUUUUGUUGCUGGAAGCUGGUGCCGUCGCAGACCGGGAAGAUACGUUUCUUCGUGCCGCUGAGAGCGGCCACGUUGAAACCGUUCGUUGGCUUCUGGAGGCCGGCGUGGACAAGAACCUGCAAGAUAAAGGUGGAGCCACGGCCUUGAUCCGCUGCGCGGAGCGAGGCAGAGCUGAGGUGGCACGGUUGCUGCUGCGGGCUCGCGCUUACAUCGACGUACAGGAUGCCGCCUCCAGCACCGCUCUCCUUCGUGCAUCUAUGAGAGGCCAUGCUGAGGUCGUCCAGGUGCUCUUGGAG